AUGUCAUCAGAUAAAUCUACAGAUAACCCAUGGAACCAAGAGACAAGUCAGAAAUUUGAAAGCAAACGUCCCGGAGAAUACUUUGAUCCUUGCCAAGAAGCUGCCUCGAGAAGUUUGAAAUGUUUGGCUCGAAAUGGAGGCGAUAGAGAUAUGUGUACGGACUAUUUCCAAGCAUAUCGAGACUGCAAGAAGCAAUGGAUCGAGCAACGAAAGGAAGCCAAGAGGAAAGCGGGGUGGUUUUCAUAA
Molecule: messenger RNA, 246 nt
Organism: Sclerotinia sclerotiorum 1980 UF-70
Lineage: Eukaryota; Fungi; Ascomycota; Leotiomycetes; Helotiales; Sclerotiniaceae
Exons: 4
Coding region: 1-246 (81 amino acids)
Source: RefSeq, a predicted model, not a curated record